Molecule: messenger RNA, 337 nt
Organism: Staurois parvus
Lineage: Eukaryota; Metazoa; Chordata; Amphibia; Anura; Ranidae
Source: the annotation of a GenBank genome assembly
UCACCAGGUCCCGGACAGAGAUUCCCCACCGGCACCCAGCUAUUGCCGAGGAACAAUGACAGGGGAGAGGUCUGUAUCAUGCUGCUUUGUAUUGCUCUGCACAGCAGAGCAAUACAAAGCAGCAUGCUUGCACAGUAAAACACACACAGCACAGUUUAUAAAACAUCACACAGUUAAGCCUUUGAUCGCCCCAUACGUUAACCCUGUCCUGCCCAGUGUCAUUAGUACAGUGUCAGUGCUUUUUAUUAGCACUGAUCACUGUAUUAGUGUCACUGGGGAUAUCAGUGGCAGUUAGUUCCCCCCCAGUGUCAGAAUGCCCGCCGCAGUCCCGCUAUAA